CCAGUUUUCUUUCAAUUCUUCUCAUUCCAUUAUCCUUGUCGUAUUUUUCAGAGUCACGUCCAUGUCUUGCAUUUUUUCUAGUUUAGGUUUGUUUAAGUCCAACUUUGUUACUUUGAGAAUUUUACUUGCUACUUCAUUUAGUUUUCUUUAAUAAUUCAACAUUUUUGAGAUUGCUGUACUCCUGCCUUGCUUCCUUGCACUUGGGUCCUCCACGGCAGAAUUUCAUGGAAAUUUUUUUUUGGGACCUGGGAGGAAACUUCACUCCCUAGAGAAAACACACAAAGGUUGAGGAGGAUUUUGAGUGCCACUAUGCAGCCGGUGGUCAUCUUCUUGGUUGUCCUGCUUCCGCUCUCUCCUUGCUACGCGCAAGAUCCUUUUGCCUGGCUGUACAGCCGCCGGAGCUCCAUCCAAGCGGACACCACAGGAGGGGAGUGCCCCCCUGAAUGUGACUGUCCCCCAACUUUUCCCAUCGCCAUGUAUUGUGAUGGAAGGGGCCUGACAGCCGUGCCCACCAUCCCCUCCCGGAUGAAGUACUUGUACCUCCAGCACAACGCCAUCACAGCCGUAUCCGACUCUGAUCUGGUCAACGCAACCAAUCUUGUGUGGCUUAUGAUGCACCACAACCAACUUACAUCUGACGCCAUCAGCGAGAGGGCCUUUUUGAACUUGGAACGGCUGGAGCGUUUUUAUUUACAACACAACAAUUUGACCAGGAUCCCUCAUAACCUCCCUCGCACCCUUCGAGACCUGAGGAUCAACCAUAACAACAUUGAAAAGGUAACACCUUCAGACCUAGGGGGAAUGGAUAACCUCACAAUUCUGCAUCUCCAUGACAACGCCAUUACAGACAUGGGUGCAUCACUCAGGUCCCUGACGUCUCUCACACUUUUGGAUGUCAGCACCAACAAGUUAACAAAGGUGCCAGAAGCUCUCCCUGAACAACUCCACCAACUCUACUUGGACUCCAACUCCAUCGCUACACUGCCCAAGGGCUUCUUGGCCGCGUUCACACAGCUGCAGUAUCUGCGGAUGGCCAGCAACCAGCUCACAGACAAGGGCCUCCCGUCCAACAUCUUUAACGUGACGGGGCUGGUGGAGCUGGACCUGAGCUUCAACAAGCUGGAGAGAAUCCCUCUGGUCAGCCCCGCCCUUCAGCAUCUCUAUCUUCAAGCAAAUCAUAUAAAAGAAUUCACAUUGGGGAGUUUCUGCCCUGUUGUGGACGUGACCAACUUCUCCAAGCUGGAAACGUUGCGUCUAGAUGGGAAUGAGAUCAGUGAACUGGACAUCCCGUCAGAUUCGUCGCUCUGCCUGCGUUUGGCUUCCAGCAUUGACAUUUAAAUAUGUAUCCAACAUGUUCAUUCCACCUCCUUUAUUACAAACUUUUUCUACAUUGGUAGGAUUUUUUUUUUUUACAUGCAGAACAAAUGUGUUUUGUCUUUUGGUUUUUCAAAAUAUUUCUGUUUCUUGUAAUAGUUUACUUCAAGAAAAAAAUAAUUUACAGAAUUGUUAAGGACUUGCCCAUCCACAAAAUUACAAUUAUUAUGUUUUAAGAUAUACGAUUUUUGGUGUAUGUGAAACUGAUCUGACUAAUACUGUGAUCUUUCUCUCUCCCCCUUUUUUUGUUGUUGUAUUUGAUCAUGUUUCUGAAAUUCAGAGUCAAGUCUAACAUAACUCUUCCUUCGGUUAACAGCUGUUGACCUAAGAGGUUCGUAACGGGAGUUGCAUUCACAAGAUAACCUUUCAUAAAAUGUCAAUGUUUGAUUUUGCGCAAAUGU
Molecule: messenger RNA, 1775 nt
Organism: Syngnathoides biaculeatus (alligator pipefish)
Lineage: Eukaryota; Metazoa; Chordata; Actinopteri; Syngnathiformes; Syngnathidae
Gene: fmoda
Product: fibromodulin a
Exons: 6
Coding region: 310-1338 (342 amino acids)
Molecular function (GO): protein binding
Source: RefSeq, a predicted model, not a curated record